AUGCAGGAGCUGCAGGCCUUGAGCGAGCAUUGUGUCCAGCAGCUGGGAAUUGCCGUGCAGGUGGCAGAUGCAGCCGCGAUGUCUGGGGCAGCACAAAGGCAGCUGCUGAGGCAAGCCUGGUUCGUCAGCAGCGUGCAGGAGUUCGCGACCUGGAGCUCGACGGAACAUGCAGCUGGUGAUGAUAUGGAAGGGCAGAAGUACAAGUGGGACAUUCAUCAAACCAACAUGCCUUCUACAACCAUCAUGCUGCUUGGCAAGCUCUGGCAGAGGGCACCGGCAGCUCUGAAGCCAUCCAUCCUGCCCUGCUUUGGGCACGUCCUGCGGCGACAUUUCUUGCUGCUUCAGUCCAAGCAGAAUACAGUGGAUGGAAUGGACGGACCUUUGCAGAUUUUUCGACAGGCUUUGUGUGGUGAGGCAGACCAGAGAACCGCAGCCUGCGAUGCACUUGCAGCCAUCUUCUCCGCGCUCGAAGCUGCUGCUCAGGAAGCUCCAUCGAGUGAAGGAGACUGGGAAGCCGCAGUGGCCAGAGCCACAAAGACACCAGCUGCCAGUGAAGUCGUGCAGCGCUUGUCCACGCUUCAACCCGAGUUCUGCUUGGUUCUUCGAGAUUGUGCAACUGACUCAACAGCUACUGCUGCAACCGGCGCCCAAUGCGCCCUCCAGGCACUGAGUUCCAUGGCCCGCUUGGGAGUGCUCCAUCCGGCCUCGUUGGUGCCAGAGCUUCUGGCCAUCACCAUGUCCCAUCCAUCGCCGCGCCUGCGCGCUCUUGCUGGCAAGCUGUUCCUCAGAGUUUCCAAGUCCUCUCCACAGGUGCUCAUGCCGGUGGGUUCUGCCUUGCGCCAGGCAGCCAGCAACCACAGCACCACAGGUGCAAGUUUCGGAGCCGUGGCGCCACAUGGGCAAUGGUUCACCGCUGCCUGCCAGGCAUACUCUGAAGUCUUUGACUCCAAGAAGACGCGCAGAAGGUUCUUGCGCGUCGUGAUUGAUGAGCUUGUGGGCCUCACGGGAAUUUCGGGAGCUGAACAAGAGACAAAAGAGACAGACUUGUUGCCGGGCCUUUGGAAGUGUGAGCUGCUGAUGGGCUUGAUCGUACGCUUACCUGUGCAAACUGAGUCAGAGCUGGGAGACGUGCUCCGCACGAUCAACAGAUGCUUGACUUUGCGAGUGUUGCCGGUUCUGCAAGAUGCGCACAGCGCAGAGCACUUCGAGAGAGACCUGGAGUCCCGUCUGGACGAUCAUGCUGCCUACGAUCAGGCGACGCCCUGCUUCUAUGCGGGCGCCAUGCUCAUGAAUGCACUGUUCGACUACAUGUGUACUGCGGCAGGUGACACUGUCUCUGAGCGGGUUCUGGCCGGAGAAGCCCCAAGGCUGCGCAGGGAGGAAUGCCUGGAGGAUCGGCCGCUGCCAGUGUCCUUCUUCAAGCGUCAGCCUCCUGAGUUUGUGGGCCUCAUCCUGAGUCGGGUGGCAGCCGCAUCAUCACGUUCCGACCUCUUGGACUUCAUGGUACAAGAGAUUCCCAUGGACUGCAGAGCCUUCUGUGGUGGUCCAACGGGAGAGCGAAAGUCCAGGCGCGUGCCUGCCAAGGCUUCCAAGAUGUGCAGCCUUGUUGGGCUUGGGAUGCAGGCCUCAGAGGUUUCGCCUCCGGCGACCCUGAAUCAAGCGGCUGCCAUGGCAGGUGCGUAA
This is a messenger RNA of Symbiodinium natans, 1683 nucleotides long. Lineage: Eukaryota; Dinophyceae; Suessiales; Symbiodiniaceae. The record is from the annotation of a GenBank genome assembly.